GACUUUGCCUGAAUUCUUUACCCCUCCCGCUUCAAACCACAGCAUGACAACAUUCACUUUUUCAAGUUACAUAAAGUCUCGGACAGCGUUCACUCGGGUUCACCUCAGGAGAGACCCGGUUUUCUCGGUAACGGUUGCCGGGCAACGGGGUCCUUGCGGUGGCGGGACGGGCGGACCGACGGACUAGAGGCCGCCUGAGCUGAGGUUGUGAAAAUGGCAAAGUCAGCAAGUCGAGUAUCUUUCCUUGUGAAAUUCAUAAGAACAAAGGGGAAAGAUUCUGAGUAUUUCGCAAAAGCUUUUAAGGCAAUUAAAGAAUUUAAAUCAGAAGAAUUUCUACAAACUAUCGAUGAAGAUGAAACAUUUAGCUUAAAAGUAAAGGACAACUCACUUUAUAUAUGUGACCCAUUUGAGGGACCUGCUUAUGAUCAUCUACAAAAGCUUGGAUGUAGGAUCGUUGGUCCACAAGUAGUUAUAUUUUGUCUUCAGCAACAACGGAAUGUACCUGAAGCUAUUCAUCCUGUCUACAGCAUGGUCAUGGCUGAUGUGGUGGUUUCCUGCACCAGCUUGGAGAAGAAAACUAGAGAAGAAGUACAUCAACAAGUCCAGUUGAUGGGUGGUAGGAUCCUUCGUGACUUUAACAUCUCAGUGACUCAUCUGAUAGCUGGAGAGGUUGGAAGCAAGAAGUACCUGGUGGCUGCCAAUCUUAAAAAACCCAUUUUGCUUCCAUCCUGGGUCAAAGCAUGCUGGGAGAAAGCACGACAGAAAAUGAUUAGCCUUGCGGAUGUGAAUAUGGAGGAACACCUCUGCCCUCCAUUCCUUGGUUGCACCAUCUGUGUGACAGGACUCAGCAGCUUGGACCGACAGGAAGUGCAACGACUUACCCUGGAUAACGGGGGUCGGUACACUGGACAGCUGAAGAUGAAUGAAUGCACACAUCUCAUUGUACAAGAAGCUAAAGGUCAGAAGUAUGAAUGUGCACAAAAGUGGAAUGUAUAUUGCGUGUCUAUCCAGUGGUUUUUUGAUUCUAUUAAACUGGGUGCUUGCCAAGAUGAAAGUAAUUAUAAAGUAGAAUCAGAAAGAAAGUCUAAAGAUUUGACUCCAAACACUUCAACGCCUACAAAUAUUGAAGAUGCACUGAACCCUCGUCCUCCGUCAGAUGUGAGCCAUAUUUCCAAUAUUAGCAUGAGCUGCAUCAAUGAGUCUGCAUUCUCCUCUGCCAUGACUGCUAGGAUGGAAGUGCCUAAUGACUAUCUUGAAGCACUGGAUCUUAAUCUUUCUGAAGUUCCUGAGGAUUUGUUAGAUGGAUGUAAAAUCUAUUUAUCUGGAUUUGGUGGUAAAAAGUUGGAUAAAUUAAGACGGAUGAUUAACUCUGGAGGAGGUGUUCGAUUUAAUCAAAUCUCUGAAGAUGUUUCUCAUAUAAUUGUGGGAGAAGAAGAUAAGGAGCUGAAACAAUGUUUAAAUAAAAUGUCACACAGGCCACAUGUGGUUACAGCAAAAUGGUUGGUGGAUUGCUUUUCCAAGAAACACCUACUUCCUGUUGGGCAGUAUUUCCAUCCAAAUUACCAGCCUGCUGAUCCAAUACCAGAUCGUCUCAGCAGUAACCAAACUCAUUUGACUCUGAAUGGCAGUAAUAUGCUGAAAGCAACCACAGUCAAUCCCAAAAGACAGUCAGAAGCAGAUGAUGAUCUCCUAUUACAGUACCUAGAGAAUAACAAGACUGUGGAUGGUCCUGAAAAUGCGGAAAAAGUAGAUUGUAACUUAACUGGCAAUCUGCGCACUGCACAAAAUAAUGAGUCGGCAAACACUUCUGCAAACCAGGCAAAAUGUGCAGAGGAAGGACUAUUUCAGAAAAAGCGAUUUCUGAUACUGGGCUUUACUAAAGAAGAUGAAACGUAUAUGUCUGAAGUCAUUGAGAAAAGUGGCGGGAAGGUUCUACAGCCCCACAGCCGAGCUGUUGCGGACUAUGCUGUUGUACCUUUAUUGGGAACAUGCGUGGAUGCAACUGUGGGUGAAGUAGUUACAAAUACCUGGCUGGCAAUGUGCAUGGAUCAGCAGAAUAUUCUUCCUUCACAGUCCAAUCCCUUAUUUACUCCCAUAUCUUACAUAGAAGGAAGUAAUCCUCUGAAUAACUGUGUGCUUUCUAUUAGCCAAUUUACUGGUGUAGAACGCGAUGCACUAUUUAACAUUGCAGAAUUACUUGGAGCAAGAGUGCAGGAAUUUUUUGUUCGAAAAGCUAAUGUGAAGAAAGACAUGCUUGCCAGCACCCAUUUAAUCCUGCAAGAACCACAGGGAUCCAAGUAUGAAGCUGCCAAAAAGUGGGGUUUACCAGCUGUAUCUUCUGCUUGGCUAUUUGAAUCAGCUCGAUCAGGAAAGAAGGCUGAUGAAAGCAAAUUCUUGGUGGAAAAUUUUAAGAAGCCUGUUGAAGAAGUCCAUCAGCCUGCCACAGAUUUGUGCAAAUUACCAGAACGUUCACCUGAGCUUUCCUCAACCAAGCUAAGCACUGCUGUGACUCCACUGGAUAUUAACAGGUUCCAGAGUAAAGCCUUCCAGAUGGUUGUAUCUCAACAAAAUAAAACAGACAAAACAGAAGAAGUUGAACAACCCAUUCAGCAGAAAGAAGCUAAUUUGCGACUUGAUACACCUUCAAAAUUCCUGUGUAAGGACAAGCUCUUCAAGCCAUCCUUUGAUGUUAAGGAAGCAUUGGCAAUUCUGGAAACUCCAAAGAAUCCAAAUCAACGUAGCAGAAAGAUGAGUACUCCGCUUUCUGAAGUAAUUGGUAGGAAUUUGAAGGUGGCUUUAGCUAACAGUAGACGGAAUGCUGUAGCAUCAUCUACCACUAGCCCUCAACUUCAUGUAGUUGAGCCAGCUAAGGAAGAACCUAACAUCUUAGCAGAUGUUGUGAUUUGUGUCAGUAAGAAGCUUGGUAAGCGACAGGGUGAUCUGAAUGCAAUCGCAGCCUCCCUGGGAGCAGAUUACAGGUGGAGUUACGAUGAAACGGUAACACAUUUCAUUUACCAGGGCAGGCAGAAUGAUACCAGUCGGGAAUACAAGUCUGUCAAAGAAAAGGGCAUUCACAUUGUCUCAGAAUACUGGCUAUUUGCAUGUGCUGAUGAACAGAAGAAAGUGCCUGAAUCUCUUUAUCCUCACACGUACAAUCCCAAUAUGAGUCUGGAUAUGAAUGCAGUUCAAGAAGUCAAAGUCUCUGCUCACCACUGCCCAUCUGAAGCAAGAUCCGAGAAUGAACAGACAACUGCCCCAGUUGAUGAGCAAGUUGAUAGUGAAAGUGAGGAAAAGGCAAGUAAUGGACAAACUCUCCAGGAGGGAAAAAAUCCUCAAAAUGAAGGUUUUGGAGAUUUGACAGAAACCUCUGAAAUGAGAGAGAAUUUUCAGCGCCAGUUACAGGAAAUAAUGUCUGCGACAAGAGUGGAGAAAUCGAUUGGACACCGUGCAGCCGCGUCAAGGGGAAUUCUGGAAUACUCCCCUUCAGUUGAUGGUGCCCUUCGUGCAGGGCGUAGCAGAGCACUGGAAUCCCUCAGGUGCUCACAUCCAGCUGUAAUGGACAUCAAUACGGAACCAUCACAAAAUGAGCAGAUUAUUUGGGAUGAUCCUACAGCUAGGGAAGAGAGAGCCAAGCUGGCUAACAAUAUGCAAUGGCCUAGCAGCCCUUCUCAAUACUCCGAGCAGUUCCAGAAGAACACAGAGCAGGUGGAGGAGCAAAAUACAGGACACAGAGAAUCUUUAACUGAUUCAGAAAUGGCUGCAAUUGAAAUUCCACAUGAAGUUGUAGCAGCAAACUGUGACACUUCAAUGAAAGAUGAUCACCUCACCCCUACACCUCAAGCACCCAGUAUUGCUUUUCCACUAGCAAAACCUCUGGUGGCACCACAGCCUAAAGAACAGGUUGCUAUUGGUGAGAAUAAAGAGCCUCCUGUUAAGCGGAGAUUCCAGUUAUCAUCACUGAACCCUCAGGAACGGAUUGACUACUGCCAUCUGAUCGAGCAGCUAGGUGCAGUGGUACUUGACAGACAGUGUUUUGAUCCAUCCUGUACACACAUCAUUGUCGGACAGCCGUUGCGCAAUGAAAAAUAUUUGGCUUCUAUGGCAGCUGGGAAAUGGGUUCUUCAUCGAUCCUAUUUAGAGGCAUGCAGAACUGCUGGCAGAUUUAUCCAGGAAGAAAACUAUGAAUGGGGCAGUAGUUUCAUCCUUGAUGUGCUUCCUGGAAUUAGUCUACAGCAGAAAAAACUUGCAGUAGCUGCUAUGCGAUGGAGAAAGAAACUGGAAGUGCUAAGACAAAAGAAUGAUAGUGCUGAGAUUGGUGCAUUCAGUGGCUGGAAAGUUAUUUUAAAUUUUGAUCACACCAAGGAGGCAGGUUUCAGGAGGCUUUUGCUUUCUGGUGGAGCCAAGGUCCUUCCGAGUCAUUUGUUACCUGAAUACAAAGACGCCACUCAUCUCUUUGCUGACUUCAGCAAACUUAAAGCAGAAGACCUGAGAGUGAACUUGGCUGAGGCCAUGGAACAUAAUGUAUUGUGUCUCAAACCAGAAUACAUUGCAGACUAUCUCAUACAGGAGCGCCCCCCUCUAAUAGAGAAUUACUACCUUACUGAUGGGACAGGCAGUGGAGCUCGGAAACGGAAGCUGUCUGACGACCACAUUGAUCCAAAAAGGAGUAGAAAAACGUGAAUGACUAUUCCCCCUUACUGAUAAACUUUACAGAUAUUGCACAGCCGAGCCACAAUUGCAUCUGAGACCAGGUGAAUGUUCCUGACAGUGGCUAAAUGGCAUGGAAUGGAUUUCCGCCAUCGGGCACCUUAAUUCCAGCUGCUAAUGGGGUAAAUGUUGGAAAAUUAAAAACAUACUCUGAAAUAUUCUUCCUAAAAUUUACUGCCAAGACCACCUGAUAUUUGCUGCACAAAUGAAUAUUCAAUUACAUUUUUGUUUGUAUUUUAAAUAUAUUUGCCUAGAAAAUCUUGGUUGCUGACUGAAUUAUCUUUUAAUGUCUCUCUCUUCUUGUCUUUACUUUCUGGAGAGACCAUUCCUUCCUGAAUCACAGCCUAGUUAACUGAUGGGGUGAUAAAGUGCUAAAGAGCCAAAAAUCAUCUAAGUGAAGUAAAUUUGAUAAAUGUUGAAUAAUUUAUAUUUCCUUUUUAUCAGUUUCCAUAAUUGUUAAUAAUUUAUGUGGGUUCAUCUGUACUAAAUAGUAACAGCUGUGUGGAAAACCCAGUGGCAGAAAAAAAGUUAUCCAUAACAAAAAGUGUCCAAAUACAUCCAGCUCUUUUAUUGUAGCAACAAUUAUACAUCCAAGGCUUUAAGCUGCCAUUUGCUAUUGCCCCGUGACUUAACAAGAUUACAUGAAACAUUCAAUGCCAAUAUUGAUUACUAUAGGUUCUUGGGUAGUUUAAGCAGCUGCUUCAUGGACAAACUCUGGAUGCUUUCAAAAAAGUGAUGGAUAGAGCUCUUAAAGAUAGCGGAAUCAAAGGUUAUGGGGAUAAGGCAGGAACUGGAUACUGAUAGUGGAUGAUCAGCCAUGAUCACAGUGAAUGGUGGUGCUGGCUCGAAGGGCUGAAUGGCCUACUCCUGCACCUAUUGUCUAUUGUCUAUUAUAAACUGUUUAUACUCAUAUCAAAAUACAUUCCGCAGCUGGGGUGUCAGAUGAUACGCACUGUGGUCAUCUAACGGAAAAGUGUAGUGAACAGAGGCUGAUUCUCCAAAAGUAGUUUUGAAUAUAGUUUUGAGAGAAUUGAAAAUGUAGUUCUAAUUCUGAACAUAAUUAUUUCCAAAUAGAUGUAAACUUACUUUUGAGUAAUCUGAUGUCAGAAGUGACCAAGAUAGGCAGAAGGCUACAAGAUUAAUAAAGUUUUAAGGACCUGUGAAUUAUCUACUUGUGUAAAGGGGAAAUUAUAUGGUUGGUGCCAGAAUCUGUUGUUGGGACAGUUGAACAUUUGGGUACUUAAGAGCGAGAAUCAAUGUGGGUGUGUAGGGGAAUGAUGUGCAUAACAUUGUUAAUUGUCUAACUUUAUUGAAGUAUAUAUAAUAGAUUAUUAAUGAUAGACUGAAGAAUGUCCAAAAGUGCUUGCUGCUCUUUAAAGUUGCAAUCCCCAGUGCAUACUUAGAGGACUCUGAUGUGUGUUGAGUAAGUUGACCAUAUACUGAUCAACAGUAUGCUUCCUGUUGAUAUCACAAGCUGCUUUCUGCAGGCUAUUGACAUUUGAGUCAUUUUGGGUGGAUUGCAUUCAAACCCUGGAAAGUGAAAAGUGGAUAUGGCAGGGAUAUGUCAGUUAUUUGGGAGAAACUGGGAGCUUGGUCAAUGUACAUCAAAAGUAUUAGGCCAAAGUUCUAUCUUUUUAAUUAUUUGCCCAAAUACCAGCCUAUAAGGUGGAAGUUUUCCAAGCAGUGACCAGUUGUGAGGUACGUGUUGGACAUUUGGAAGGUGGCAAAUCACUGAGCAGUAAGCCACUCGCACAAUUAUAUCACCUACCAGGAAUAAGGGACCAACAGUUGUUCCCAGAAUUGCCUGUUGGAUGACUUGGCUGAAUAUCGGUGCUCCUCUUGAAACUUUCAGUAAUUUCCGCUUCUGGUACUGGAGUAUUCCUGUUGACGGAUUAGAAAUCAAAGGUUUCAAAGGUACAUUUAAUGUCAGAGAAAUGUAUAAAAUAUACAUUCUGAAAUUGUUUUUCUUCACAAACAUCCACGAAAAUAGAGGAGUGCCCCAAAGAAUGAAUGACAGUGAAAUGUUAGAACCCCAAAGCCCCCCCAGCUCCCCCUCCCAUGCAUAAGCAGCAACAAACCCCCCUCCCCCACCAGCAAAAAAACAUCAGCAACCCCCACCGAGCAUUCAAGAAUGCAGCAAAGCAUCAAUACAAUAAAGACACAGACUUGCAGUACCCCAAAGACUAUUCGUUCACCCAGUAAUUCAACA
This is a messenger RNA of Mobula hypostoma (lesser devil ray), 6916 nucleotides long. RefSeq names its product DNA topoisomerase II binding protein 1 (gene topbp1). The record is from RefSeq and is a predicted model, not a curated record. Lineage: Eukaryota; Metazoa; Chordata; Chondrichthyes; Myliobatiformes; Myliobatidae. The transcript is spliced from 28 exons. Gene Ontology annotation, biological process: mitotic DNA replication checkpoint signaling; mitotic G2 DNA damage checkpoint signaling; DNA replication initiation. Bases 214 to 4680 code for a protein of 1488 amino acids.